AUGCCGAAGCAGAGGAAGGGAGGAAGCGCUUCCACGGGGAGGUGGUCACUUGCGGGGAAGGGCAAAGGCAAGAAGGACGAUUUCGAGGGAUCGCGCGAUGCGGCGGGUGUAGAAGGUUUCGUGCCCGGUAUGGACGAGCUGAAGUGGAGAACGGUCAAGAUCGACGACGCCCUGCGAGGUGAAGCCGGUCUAGUAACCUUCGAAGAGCUGGAUGCCUCGGAAAUCGCUCAUCUCCUUCCCAAUAAGCCCGCUGCUGCCGCACCUACCAAGGACCAGGCAAAGAAGGGCAACAAGCGGAAGAGAGGAGGCAAAGAAACCACCACAACUAACGAGCCAAAGGAGGGGAAGCCAAACCCGAGCGGACCUGAAGGGGUGGAGUCGAAGCGCGCGAAGAAGAGGAGGAAGUCCGCCGAGCAGAAGGCCGCCAGGCAGCAGAAGCAGCAGCAGCGCGCGACCAACGCCGAUGGCGAGGCUGCCUCCACGGAUGCCAAGCCGGACGAAGAAGCCGUGGCCGAGGAGCCUCUGGCCACCAGCGCUCCCGCCAAGAAGGCGAACAAGAACAAGAAGGCAAACGCGAACAAGGACGUAGAGGGGCAGGGCACCACAAACGACGAAAAGAAGACGGCGACGGCAACGAAGAAGAAGAACAACGCCAAGAAGAACCAGCAGCAGAGGGAGAAGGAGAAGAAGGAGAACGAGUACGUGCCGGCGAUCGUGCCGACGGCCAGCGUGGAGGACUGGAAGCGGAAGUGGGGCCGCCUGAAGUCGUGGCAGCACUUCAACCUCCACCCGACGCUCAUGGAGGCCAUCAAGGAGUACAAGUUCUUCUCGCCCACGCCCAUCCAGGAAAAGGCCCUCACCGCCGCCCUGCGCGAGGACAAGGACGUCGUCGGCGUUGCUGAAACGGGUUCGGGCAAGACGCUGGCAUACGGACUGCCCAUCCUGCACAAGCUCACCAAGAAGCGCGAGCAGGAGGAGCGGGACGGUGUGGAGAAGGACCGCCGACUGAAGGCCCUGCUGCUUGCCCCGACGCGCGAGCUGGCGGUCCAGGUCUCCGACCAGCUCAAGCUCAUCGCCAAGCACACGCCCAUCACCGUGGUGCCCGUCAUCGGCGGUCUCGCGCCGCAGAAGCAGGUCCGUCUCCUGUCCAAGAAGCCCGAGAUCGUCGUCGCCACUCCCGGUCGUCUGUGGGAGCUCAUCAACGGGGGUGACCCGUUCCUGGGCGAUUGCACGGGUCUCGAGUUUUUGGUGAUCGACGAAGCCGACCGCAUGGUGGAGACGGGCCACUUCCGCGAGCUCAAGUCCAUCAUCACCCUCAUCCAGCACCCUGCCAGCCGCGAGCUCAUCGUCCUCCCCUCCACCCCGGAUCUGAGGAAGGUGCUGCCCCCGACCGAGGUGGAAAUCCAAAACGGCGAGGAGGAGCGAGACGACGUUAAGGCCGAAGAUGACGAGGACGGUGAAGACGUGAAGGAAGAGGAAGGAGAGGAAGAGGGGGAGGAGGCCGAAGAGGAAGAGAAGGAGGAAGACGAGGAGGAUGUUGAAGUCAAGGAGGAAAAGGACGACAAUGAUGAAGAGGAGAACCUUCCCGUCGUGGAAGACGAGGACGACGAAGCGGAGGUCAAAGAGGAAGAGGAUGAGGAUGAAGACGGCGAUGAUGCUGCGGAGGAGGAGGAGAAGGAAGAGGCGGUGCCGGGGGAGCCCGCCAAGGAGUUCAAGCGACAGACGUUCAUCUUUUCGGCCACGCUCACGAUCGCGUCGCAGGGUCGAGCCAAGCUCGGACCCAAGCCCAGCACCAACAGCAACAGGGCCGCCGUGAACGCCCUCGCCCAAGUUUCGAAGUUGGUCGGUUUCGAGCGCGAGAAGAAGGUGAUCGACCUGACGACGAAGAAGGUGGUCGUCUCGACGCUCGAGGAGGCCGUCAUCCAGUGCCUCAACGAGGAAAAGGACUACUACCUCUACUACUUCGCGCAGCAGCACAAGGGCCGCACGCUGGUCUUCUGUAACUCGAUUUCGUGCAUCCGCCGCCUCGUGCCCAUUCUCGGGCUCCUCAACGUGCCCGCCUGGGGUCUGCACGCCUCCAUGCAGCAGAGGCAGCGUCUGAAGAACCUCGAACGGUUCCGUAACUCGACUGAAUCUAUUUUGAUCGCCACCGAUGUGGCGGCUCGUGGUCUCGACAUUCCUCUGGUCGACCACGUCAUCCACUACCAGCUCCCGCGAACCGCCGAGUUGUACGUGCACCGCAGCGGACGUACGGCCCGCGCUGCGGCGAGUGGUCUCAGCGUGAUGCUCGUCGGACCCGACGACAUGAAGACCUACCGUCAGAUAUGCUCCGUCCUUCGCAACGGGCGUGAGGUGGAGCCGUUCGUGGUGGAUCGCGGUCUGCUGCCGGGCGUGGCCAAGCGCGUCAACCUGGCCCGAAAGCUCGACGCCGUCAUGCACGACGUCCGCAAGAAGAAGACCAAGAAGGACUGGUUCCAGCAGGCCGCCGAGGAGAUGGACAUCGACAUCGACGACGACAUUUUGUCGUCGGAGGACGAGGAGACCAAGGACGAGAGCAUCAAGAAGCAGCGGGAGAUCACGGCCCUCAGGCAGCAGCUGGACGGCCUGCUCCGCCAGGCCCUGCUCCCCAAGGGCGGGUUCACGACGUUCUUCACGCGAUCCCUCUUCUACGACCCCAACCGGCUCUCGGAGGAGAUCUCCAAGGCCGCCCUCAACGGCCCCGCCGCCAAGGGCAAGAGCAAGGGCGCCCAGGCUCGUCGCAGGAAGGGCGGCCGCAAGUAA
This is a messenger RNA of Acanthamoeba castellanii str. Neff, 2781 nucleotides long. Its product is annotated as DEAD/DEAH box helicase domain containing protein. The record is from RefSeq and is a predicted model, not a curated record. The coding region runs from base 1 to 2781 and encodes 926 amino acids. The transcript has 11 exons. Gene Ontology annotation, cellular component: nucleolus. Lineage: Eukaryota; Discosea; Longamoebia; Acanthamoebidae. Gene Ontology annotation, molecular function: ATP binding; RNA helicase activity; nucleic acid binding.